Molecule: messenger RNA, 906 nt
Organism: Closterium sp. NIES-65
Lineage: Eukaryota; Viridiplantae; Streptophyta; Zygnematophyceae; Desmidiales; Closteriaceae
Source: the annotation of a GenBank genome assembly
AUGCCAAGCAUCGCUCAGGCGGGCGAAGCAGUGAGACUCUGUGUGACCAGGCGACCCGCAAGGCUGACCGGUCCGGACACCCGGACACAUGCGGACGGCCCUGGAGCUGCAUCUGGCCACGCCAGGAGCAGCAAUAGAAGCAGUAGCAGCAGUACGGGUAGGGACGUGCUCACCAGUGGUGGGAAGGGCAGGCGCACGACGGAGGCGACUGCUAGGCCGCUACAGCGGCAGGGCGGGGCCAGGGGCGGCUGCUGCAGUGGCGGCUGCUCCAGGGGCGGCUGCUCCAGGGGCCAGGGGCGGCUGCUGCAGUGGCGGCUGCUCCAGGGGCCAGGGGCGGCUGCUGCAGUGGUGGCUGCUCCAGGGGCCAGGGGCGGCUGCUGCAGGGACGGCUGCUCCAGGGACCAGGCGCAGAGUAGGGGCGACGCGGCGGGCAGGGCGGGCGCGGGGUACUACAGGGCGACGCGGCAGGCAGGGGCGAAGUCGCACAGGCCCCGCAGGGGCGUCGCGACGAGCGGGGGCGACGCCCGGGUCUCGCUGGGGCGGCGCGACGCACAGGAGCCGCGCCUCGCGGGUCCCGCAGGGGCGUCGCGAAGAGGUAGGGGCGACGCGCGGGUCCCGCAGGGGUGUCGCGACAAGGCGGGGAGGGACGUGCGGGUCCCGCAAGGGCGUCGCGAAGAGGCAGGGGGCGAUGCGCGGGGCCUGCAAGGGCGUCGCGAAGAGGCAGGGGGCAACGCGCGGGGCCCGCAAGGGCGUCGCGAAGAGGUAGGGGCGACGCGCGGGUCCCGGCGGGCUGCAGCCGCCGGAGUGCAGCAGCCGUGGCGCGCGGGGUACAGCCUGCGCGCGAGCGUCGGCCUACGGGCGGCGGUGGCCUACGGGCGACGUACGGGCGCCCUACGGGCUGCGUAA